Varanus komodoensis (Komodo dragon) is the source of this 3051-nucleotide messenger RNA. It is a transcript of the gene PRMT1, whose product is annotated as protein arginine methyltransferase 1. The record is from RefSeq and is a predicted model, not a curated record. The coding region runs from base 16 to 1221 and encodes 401 amino acids. Gene Ontology annotation, cellular component: nucleus. Lineage: Eukaryota; Metazoa; Chordata; Lepidosauria; Squamata; Varanidae. Gene Ontology annotation, molecular function: protein-arginine N-methyltransferase activity. The transcript has 10 exons.
UGCACAUGUGCUGGAAUGAAUACCGGAGGAGUGUGCCCUGAAAGAUCUGCUUGGCGGGGCUGGAUAGGGGAUUGGGUGACUUUGGGUCUUGGGGUAAGGGUUUGUUACAGUGUGGGUGCCCAGCUCACUGUUUCCUUAACUUACGUUGCAGCUCCCCAUACCUGGGGACAGUCAGGGACUAGAGCAGCUCAGGAGGUUUCGUGCACCCAGCCGGAAAGCAGCGGCAAGCCAACGGCAGAGGAGAUGACCUCCAAGGAUUACUAUUUUGAUUCUUACGCCCACUUCGGGAUUCAUGAGGAAAUGCUGAAGGAUGAAGUGCGUACGCUGACCUACAGAAAUUCCAUGUUUCACAACCGACACCUCUUCAAAGACAAAGUGGUCCUGGACGUUGGCAGUGGGACUGGAAUCCUCUGCAUGUUUGCAGCCAAGGCUGGAGCCAAGAAAGUCAUUGGGAUUGAGUGCUCCAGUAUCUCUGACUAUGCUGUCAAAAUUGUCAAAGCCAACAAACUCGACCAUGUGGUGUCCAUCAUCAAGGGCAAAGUGGAGGAAGUGGAGCUGCCUGUGGAGAAGGUUGAUAUAAUCAUCAGUGAGUGGAUGGGCUACUGCCUCUUCUAUGAAUCCAUGCUCAAUACUGUCAUCUACGCCCGAGACAAGUGGUUGACCCCCGAUGGACUCAUAUUUCCGGACCGUGCUACGCUGUACAUCACAGCUAUUGAAGACCGGCAGUACAAAGACUACAAGAUCCACUGGUGGGAGAAUGUGUACGGCUUUGACAUGUCAUGCAUUAAAGACGUAGCAAUCAAAGAACCUUUGGUGGAUGUCGUUGACCCAAAGCAGUUGGUCACCAAUGCCUGCCUCAUCAAGGAGGUGGACAUCUACACAGUGAAGGUGGAGGACCUCACCUUCACAUCACCCUUCUGUCUCCAAGUGAAACGCAAUGACUACAUCCAUGCCUUGGUUGCCUAUUUCAAUAUAGAGUUCACCCGUUGCCACAAGCGCACUGGAUUCUCCACCAGCCCUGAAUCUCCCUACACCCACUGGAAGCAGACGGUCUUUUACAUGGAAGACUACCUGACAGUGAAGACAGGAGAGGAAAUAUUUGGCACCAUUGGCAUGAAACCCAACGCCAAGAACAAUCGAGACCUGGACUUCACCAUUGACCUGGACUUCAAGGGCCAGUUGUGUGAGCUGUCGUGUUCAACGGAUUACCGGAUGCGUUAGUCCAUCUGCCCCCAGCCAGUUUUUCUCUCCUCCUCCUGCAGCCACCCUUGCACCCAGAGCUAACCCUUUCCCUCGUCUUAUUCAGUUGACGUAUCACUAAUUCAUUUCAUUGUGUAGUUCCCUGUUGCUGCAACUCUGGGCCAGCAAGGAGAGAGAGGGUCAGUAUUAGAGGCUGGGGGAAAUAGCCAAGACCCCCUUCCAAAACCCCAUUGCCCUUUGUUUGCAAAAUUGCCCUGCCCCCCAGCCAUGAACUUGAGGCUGUUAGCACAACUGAAGACACAUGUGGUUUGUCCUUCCGUCCUUUUGUCCUGAGGCCUGAGUGCUGACAGCAGGCAUCCAUCAUGAUUUUUUUAUUUUGUUUUUGUUAAACCAUCGUUGGUCUCCCCUGACAAAACUGUGUUGCCUAGAAUUCUUCUCCCUCCCGUGCCCUUUUCUAGAGUUACCUCUGCUCCUCUCACUAUCAUCUCCAGUGCUAAUAGUGCUUGGAUUUUCUGGUGUACACACAUCUAUCCAGCAUCCACUAGCAGGGUGGAAUGGGUGUCAAAAGAUGUGUGUGUGAUGUUUUUUUGUUUUGUUUUGUUUUUUUAAAUCAAGAGGAUGUGUGGAGAUGUGGGUGGGAGGGAAAGGGCAUCUCCAUUUUGUGGGUGUUGUUCCUUCACCGACGGUUUUGUACUUCCCCUCUUCAAUUCCCUGUUCCAGACCCCUGGGGGGUGGGGGUGGUUUUUUUUAAGUCCCUUGCCCCUUUGAAAGCUGACAUCGUGUGACUUUCAUAACUUAUGGUUUUUAUAUGGUUACAUUCAUGAGGAAAAAAAAUAAAGAGGUUGAAACCGCCACCAUCACCCCUAUUUUACUUGAAAGCACCCGCACGGCUGCCUAGAGCUACAGAAAUAGAGAGGGGCCUUCCCUCUGCCUCCAUGCCACAGUGGUGUGCCCAGAAAAACAAGUGAGUUGCUCUGUGAAGAACUCCAGAACUAACAACUGGAUCUUGUAGGCCUGCAUUUACUUGUCAUUGCCCUGCUGACUGAUGUGCUGUCAGAGCCAGCCCCAAAUAUUUUGCUACUGGCAGUGUAGCACAGUAUCCCCCCCGACCCCCACCACCGAGAUUUCGCUCAAAAGGGCCAACUGGGCUGGCAGCUGGCUUGCAGCAGUGCAACAGCAGAGCGCCUUCCCCUGCUUGUGAGAGCGGCAGGUCUCGCUUAGGGAGCAAAGGGCAAGUUCAGCUGUACACGCAGCUCUGAGACACCUCACCACCAUUCCUGACCCUCCGCAUCCAUCACCUGAGGCGUUAGGACAGCCCUGGGUUGGACUGCGAAAGAAGCAGACAGUGGAAUCAUACACUUUACAGCCCCUCGAACUUAGUCAUAAAUCAUUCUCACUGCUACAUCAUUAGCCCCGGUAUAUUUAGAAGCAACUUCAAAUCCUGUGUGCUUUUUUUCAGUGUGGAAGACACAGCGCUACGUGUGGUUCAGGCUGGCUCUGCCCUGUCCCUUAAUUGUGGUUAGUGUGAAGGGAGGGGGAAGUCCAGAGUAGGGAGCAUGGUGUGAUUCUGCGGCUAAGAGGCAGGGCUGCCGCUUGGGCACAAGAAGGAAUGUAUUUGAGCAAGCAAGGGAAAAGCUGCUGCUAGGCCAGCUCAAGGUAAACAUAAGGUAAAGAUACGUUGAUGGCUGUGCCCAGGGCUGCGGCUUGCACAAUUCUUCGCCCUUUGCUAGGCCAUCCAGGGUUGAUGGGAGCAGCAACGGUCCCUCCAGGGCCACAUGGGCCCCACCUCUGCUGUAUUACAUUUUGUAUGGAAGUCUUGGAAAGCACUUAUUAAAGGGUUUGUUAAACUGA